CUUUUAUUUGAAAUCUAAGUUAAAGAAGGUUCAGUUGAACAAGCUGAACUUUGAGUGUUAGACCGCCAUUUGUAAAUCUUUGGGGGAUUUCAGUGAUUACUGUUUGAAGAUCUGCACGUGAUCAGAAUUCCCAGUGGAGGCUUUGUUAUUGUCAGCCUGGACGGUGAUAUAUGUUAGAACAGAGCAAAACGCUUCAGUGGCUGCUCAGCAGAAGAGCAGCUCAUGACUUUACCCCGUCCCCAUCAACUCAUGACAAGCUAGAAGUCAACACGAUGGAAUAUUUUACACUGUCUGCAUUCAACGAUACUGUCAACCACAGAGCUGUUCUCUUUUGUCUUUCCUUGAUGUGUUAUAUUCUGAUUGUGUUUUUCAACAUUUCUCUGGUUUUAACCAUUGUUUUGGAUGAAAGGCUGCAUGAGCCCAUGUAUAUUUUGCUGUGCGUUUUCUGCAUCAAUGGACUUUAUGGAGCGGCUGGUUUUUACCCACGAUUCCUGGCUGACGUGCUGUCGUCCGCUCAGGUCAUCUCAUACGGCGAGUGUCUCUGCCAAGCGUUCGUGCUGUACUCGUACGUCUGCAGCGACACGUCUAUUCUUGCAGUUAUGGCUUAUGACCGAUAUCUGGCCAUUUGUCUGCCGCUGGAGUACCGCACCAUCAUGACUAAGAGGAGGCUCUUUGAGCUGGUGUGUUUUUCUUGGUUAACACCGUUCUGCAUCUUCUCUAUCAACAUUGUCCUCACAACCAGACUGAAGUUCUGUGAAACAAAGAUACAGAGACUUCUUUGUGUUAACUGGAUGAUUGUAAAACUGGCUUGUCCAGGAACAAACACCACCAUAAACAACAUUUAUGCCUUUACCACCCUCUCCAUUUAUAUUUUGCACUGGUUCUUUGUUGUCUGGACGUAUAUAUAUAUAGUUAAAACAUGCUUGCAGUCUGCAGAAGACAGAGCAAAGUUCAUGCAGACUUGUGUGCCUAAUUUAAUUUCCUUGGCCACAUUUUUUGUCAUUGUGGUGUCAGAUUUGUUACACAUGCGAUAUGCUGCAAAAGAUUUUCCGGAAAGUUUUCAAAACUUUGUUUCCAUCGCGGUCGUCGUUAUUCCUCCUCUCAUGAAUCCUUUACUGUACGGAUUCAAACUGACAAAGAUUCGUAAACGAAUUCUCGUUCUGAUUCACAUGAGGAGAAAAAGUUAA
This is a messenger RNA of Oryzias melastigma (Indian medaka), 1187 nucleotides long. Its product is annotated as olfactory receptor 1D2-like. Bases 171 to 1187 code for a protein of 338 amino acids. Gene Ontology annotation, cellular component: membrane. Gene Ontology annotation, molecular function: olfactory receptor activity; G protein-coupled receptor activity. Lineage: Eukaryota; Metazoa; Chordata; Actinopteri; Beloniformes; Adrianichthyidae. The transcript has a single exon. Gene Ontology annotation, biological process: G protein-coupled receptor signaling pathway. The record is from RefSeq and is a predicted model, not a curated record.